Molecule: messenger RNA, 2110 nt
Organism: Pygocentrus nattereri (red-bellied piranha)
Lineage: Eukaryota; Metazoa; Chordata; Actinopteri; Characiformes; Serrasalmidae
Gene: p2rx8
Product: purinergic receptor P2X, ligand-gated ion channel, 8
Exons: 11
Coding region: 209-1600 (463 amino acids)
Biological process (GO): response to ATP; monoatomic cation transmembrane transport
Cellular component (GO): nuclear inner membrane; plasma membrane
Molecular function (GO): extracellularly ATP-gated monoatomic cation channel activity; purinergic nucleotide receptor activity
Source: RefSeq, a predicted model, not a curated record
GAGACAGUACGAGAGGCUCACUCUCUCACAGUUCUCUCACUGCCAUGCUGUGCUCUCAGCUGUACCUCCUCAGCGUGUGAGAGGAGAAGGGUGGGUCCUGGGGUGAGCAGUGUGACCUCUGUGAUGGUCGCUCUCUCUGAGCUUGUGCUCUGCCAGCCUCCGGCAGCCUAGCCGGGCAGGCAGCGAGUUGCAGACGCCCAGCACAGACAUGGCACCGGACUGCAGAGGGGUUCUCCUCUCUGCCUUCGACUACAAGACGGAGAAGUACGUUAUCGCGAAGAAUAAGAAGGUCGGAGUUCUGUACAGACUCAUUCAGCUGACUCUGCUCGGCUAUAUCAUCGGCUGGGUGUUCGUGAUGAAGAAAGGCUACCAGGAGUCUGACGAAUCUAUUCAGAGUUCAGUCAUAACCAAAGUGAAAGGGGUUUUACUCACCAACACAUCAGGCACAGGACCACGGCUCUGGGGGCCGGAAGACUAUGUGAUCCCACAACAGGGAGAGGCUGUGCUUUUCAUAACCACAAACUUCUUGGAAACACCAAAUCAGAGAUUAGGCUACUGCGCUGAGAGUUUUAAGGUGUUAGAUGGCCGCUGUAGAGAGAACGGAGACUGCCCGGAAGGGGAAGCAGUCGUCGCUGGCAAUGGAGUCAAGACUGGACGCUGCUUGAAGAAAGACAGGAACUCUACUGGUACUUGUGAGAUAUACGGCUGGUGCCCCAUUGAAAGAAGCCACAGACCAGAUGUUCCUUUAUUAGGAAGAACUGAAAGCUUUACCAUAUAUAUAAAGAACUUCAUCAGGUUCCCCAAGUUUCACUUCUCAAAGUCAAAUGUCUUAGAGACAGCCACGGACACAUAUCUGAAGACGUGUUUGUAUGAUGAGGUUGCUCAUCCAUACUGCCCCAUAUUUGGCCUCAGAGAUAUUGUCCGCAGAGCCGGAUAUGAUUUUCAAGACAUGGCCUUGCUGGGUGGGUCAAUUGGAAUCCUUAUUGAGUGGCACUGUGACCUGGACAAAGGCUACUCAGAGUGCCAUCCCCGCUACACUUUCACACGGCUGGAUGUCAACGCCACACCCAACUCGGUCUCAUCAGGAUACAACUUUAGAUACGCCCGCUACUUCAAAAACGCUGCUGGAGAGACUCACAGAACGCUUUUAAAGGUGUAUGGGAUUCGCUUCGACAUCCUGGUCCACGGCAAAGUAUGCAGCAGAAAUUUGUACAGGACUGAACUGCUAUUAGGGCCUCUGUUAAGGAAAUCUAGCCAGUUGAACUCUUCUAACACAUUUGUGUUUUAUUUUCAGGCUGGAAAGUUUAAUAUAAUUCCCACAAUUAUAAAUCUAGGCUCUGGUCUCGCCUUAAUGGGUGCUGGAAGUUUUUUCUGUGAUAUGGUUCUUCUGUAUAUGAUGAAGAAGAGUACCCUAUACAGGGAGAGGAAGUUUGAAAAAGAUAACAAGAAUGGAAACAACAACAGAGACAGUGUAGAAGAGUCGGAAGAGCCUGUGAAACAGCCUUCAGAGGUGGAGCAUCUCACUGACCCAACAUCUGAUCAACGCACUGUGGGAACAACUCCAUUUUCCACAGAGCAACACGAUAAGCCAUCGGAGUGACAAACACAUCUGAUUGGCAGAUAAACGGAUCUACUGUGCACUGACGUUUGGCCAGCAGCCAUGAGAGCGCUUUACUGCAUCCCAAAGAGAACGCACUUUCCCCUGGUCACUCAUGUCCCUGUGUGGAGCCUCCUAUUCUUAAAGAGAGCGUAAGGACAUUUGACCACUAUGCAAAGUUGUCAGUCAUGCAAUACUGUGCUUACUUGAAGAUGGAAGCAAUAACAGCCAAAGAUGUGAUUUAAUGGUCACAUUUGUACCAUUUCUGUGUGUUUUCUAUGUUUAUUCCAGUUAAUAUGGAUGAUCAUGUGGUCUGGCACGCUGUUGGUUAUCACUCCUGCACUCUGACGUUUCUCUAAAUGCACCAAGUUAAAGACAUUGUAUUAAAUUUCUUAUUAGUGUCUCAAGAGGAGCAAAAUGUAACGCCUUUGCCAAAAAUACCAUCAAAUUCAUAUGAAUACUGCACUGAGUGAAUACCGAACAGGUACUAUUUUAAGAAAAUAAAUUAUGAAC